AAAUAUCUCAUUGCAGAGGAGAAUCUGAACUUUAAAGUCACAUGAUGAUGAAACCAUAGGUUUGCUAAACAUGCAACGUGUAUGGUUUGAAUGACUUCAGCCAAGUUCCUGUUUCCCUUACAGAACUGCAUGGUUUUUAGUCAGCAAGCGCCUGGAUUUUUCACUGUGAUGUACAGCAGCUGAAGAAGUUAUUGUAAUAUACACACUCUGCUUUCUACAGAAAUAGAAAGGGCUAUAAGCUCCAAACAAUAAUUUCAUCUGACAUUUCUCAGUGAAAGGCUCAGCCUGUUGUUUCUGUGGAACAAUUCCUUGAAAAGUUCAGCUUCAAACAUCACUGAGCAGGAAAUAAGCACAGUGUGGAGAGAAAGAUGACUUCUCACAACAUGACGUGGAUCAGCUACCCAAGCAAAAGCCAGCCUUUCACCUCCCCAGAAGAAAUCGAAGCUGUCAUAGCUUCUCAAAACAUCAUAUCCAGACUUAUGCACUGUUACAUUGCCUUUUUUGUACCCACAGGAUUAAUAGCCAGCAUAUGUAUUAUGAUCAUUUUCAUAAAGAAUCAUUUGCAGAACAAAAGAGCAAGCUUGGACUUACUCCUGCUACACUUCACCAUCAGCAAUAUCAUAAUGAUUUUUUUAUCCUUUACUGUCAUCACUAGACCUGACUAUUUAACAACAACCCACCUUGCCUGUAGCGUACUGUCAUUUUUCUUCAACUUGGGUUAUUUCAAUUCUCAGUAUGUUUUCAUUUUGACACUCCUCACACUAUUACUGGAGAGAUUUCCACCAUGGACUGCUCUCUGCAAAGCCACCCAAAGACCCAUCCUGUGUGCUGGGCUUGUACUCACAUACACCUUCUGUUUGUCUCUGACAGAGGCAGUGCUGGUUGGCACUGACAAUUAUCAGCUGAAAGCACACUGCCAGUUGGAUCCGUUAUUUGCAUGGCCUGAAUAUGAGAUUGUUAAAUUCACCUUUGGGUUUGGGAUCCCAUCAUUACUCCAGAUCCUCUGUUUUACUGUUCUGUGGGCUAAAGAAGCACCUGCUGGAGCUCCAGCCUUGCAGCAGCACAUCCAUGCUCACCUCGCUGUGUAUGUGAUCAGCGUGACAAUAUUUAUUUGCCGCCUGUUUUAUAACGUCAUGAUUCUCUUCAGGACAACCCUGAAACUACAGAGGAGCAUUGGAACUACAAAGAACGAGCUUGUGAUGAACAUUGCAGAAAUAGUGUUGUUCUGUGAGAGCUGUGCUAGUUUGGUAGUUAUACUUUGUUUUCAUAAACCGUGCAAGGAUGAAGUACUUAAAGUCAUGCAGAAGUGCCGAAGGAAAACCCGUGCCAACAAUCACCUUGAAAUAGCAGAGACAGCCACGACCCAUCAAAGUGGGUCUCAGUAAUACCUGCUCUUCUAGACAACUGUCAAUCCAUUUCGCUUUUUAGCUUGUGGGUUUUGGUUUGGUUUUUUACUUCCUCAAAAAAAGGGCAAUUGUUCCUUCUUUAGAACCCAAGCCUGGCCUAUCUUACAGCCAGCAGCACUGGAAGAAAACAGAUGGUCAGUUCUAGUACUUACAGUGAUCUGUGAGAAACCUUCCAGGGUCUGGGGCUGUUUGGGGUUUUUUUCAUAUAUACAUAUAUAUUCAAAUCAUCUGGUUUACUGCAAGCAUUUCUUUUAAGUCACAUAGAAAGAUUAGUACUGUUGCCAUAGAGCUGUGCUUCUGUAAUAAUAUCAAUGCCCUAGCAGAGCUGCAAACAAAAAUGUGGCAGAAAGCAACAGUGAAAAAAGGUCAAAAUCCACAGUCAGAGCAUUUUCUCAGGUGUGCUUCCUCCUUUGACUUCUUACCCUUCAAACGACUUAUUUCUAUAACACCAGUAUAUAACUGGUAUACAUAAUUCCAGUGGCAGCAGCAGUGAAGUUUCUGUCUGAAUUCCUAUACAAAAAAAAAGAAAGAAAAAAAAAGAAAUCAAAUUAAUGGAAAGGCGGGUCCAUAAAGAAAAGCUUUGGGUCCUUUGUGAGGCACUGAACUGGAAAGAUCAACAGGAUGGCUAAUUAAAACUUUGUGCAAGAAUGAAAGCCUUUUGUUAAUGUACUCUCAGCUUCCACUUUGCAUUUAGACUUACACAAUUAUUGAUUUAAGCCAUUCCUGAUGAGUUCAUUCAGAAGUAAGAAGUCAUUGGAAGAGUCACAUUCAGUAAUACACUAACUGAAAAACAGAGAAAAGCCAGCCCAGAACAGAAGAACUGAGGUGUAUUUUUAAGAAGGCAAACAAAAACCAAGCCCCAGUUCCUAACUGGAAUCAAGGCUCCGCUGGAAACAAGACAGAAGCGUUGUACAUUUAGAUGAGAGUUGAUGGGCAAAUGGUGCAAAAAGAGGGAAAAAAAUGUGAAUUAGAAUAAAACAGCUGUGGUGCAGGAGUUUGGAUGAAGCCCUGCAGGAUCAGUAGCUGAUGCAGGCUGAGAUGGAGGUGCAGAGCUGCAAAUGCUUGCUUUGAGCAUUGUUACUGCCACCAAAUCUGGCCAGGAGCCACAUUAGGCGUUUGCUUCAGCUUCAUCCUCUUAGAAAGGUGGAGAACACGGAAACAGGAAAAGCACAAAAUUGUAUUAAAACUUGGAUAAGGACGUAGUCUUAGAUAGCAAAGUUAUAAAAAUACAGCACUGUGAUGAGGAAGUAACUUGAAGAGUUCCGAGAAAAGCUAUUUUGAUGAUUAAAUCUGUGCCUUUGUAUGAAACCCGGGUGCUAAAGGAACUGAGAGGGUUUUUUUGCAAUUAUAUCCUUUGAAAGAUCUUCCUGAUGGGGUGCAGAUUUGUGUGGGGAGCUGGUGUAAAUCAGCAUGGGCUGCCUAAGAUGGAAAAGCAGGAAUGGAUUGAUCAAGAUGAACAUCUUUCACAAGACAACAGCCAAGUGCAGAAAUGGAAGAAUGACAAUCAUAUAGAAUAUAGAUCAAGUAUCUAGAGAUACUGAUCUGGCCUUGGACAUCCAAAUCCUGAAACGUAUGGACCAUGACUGUAUCACAUGCAAAUAAAGGGCAAUGUGUAAUCCCACUAUGACUGUAAGGACCAACAUUUCCGCAAGAUGUAAAAAUCAGCUGGUAAGAUGUCUGCAUUACAUUGUGUCAGCCUGUUCCCCUGCUCAAUUUUGUUCUGCUGCCAGCAUGAACAGAUGGAUAAUUAAAGAACUCUACAUAUAAACAGAUCAUUAUAGAACGUGGUCAGAAAGGAAGUACAUAGAUAAGAAUCAUCUCUUUGAACACAAGAGCCAAUUUUGUACUUGUGAAAAGAAUUCUCAGAUGGCAUCAGGUUUUGUUUUGCACCUGAGAAGAGGGAGAUUAAACAACACAGACCAAAGAUCAGCCAUGCAGAAAGAAGUCUGAAGAGAUGAGUUGUAAGAGCUGUACAUCAGUGAAAAAGCUGACAGACUGAGUGAAAGAAUAUGUCAGAAGAUGCAAGCUGUUUAUCCCAGCUCAGAAAGUCCAAGUUUCAGCUGCACUGUGGAUUAAGGAGGGUAUUUUGUAGUAUGGGAAUUAUGUGCAAAUGAUUCUACUUUAUUUACAGCUUCCAUACAUUUUAUAUUUAAGGAUGAAAGAAUAAAUAUUGUGUUGUUUCUGAGUCCUGAGUUACUUUGAAAGGUGCCUAAAAGAAAAUGGAGCCAGUAAAAGUUGGCUGGGACCUGGAAAAUGGUCUGAUGGUGAGUGAAUGCCAGUAACACACCCGUGAGGAGCCACAAGGCUGAGCAGGGCAGGAAAGUGCUUCAUGAUACUCUCAGCAGAGAACACAGCUAGAGCACAGCCAUACCCAAGUUUCACAGACAAUAAAAACCUGUAGGGACCUACUGGCAGAUGUAGGAUCUGAGAGUAAGUACACCUUGUCACACUGAACAACUGUGUGUGAGUCUGUGAACAUCCCUGGGUAAAGCUGCUGGCUGUCAUCUGUGAGAUAGGAGUACAUGUACUGUGAUCUCCUCCCCAUCCUUGUGAAAAAAAACCGAGUUUUUUCUGGAUGGCUGGUUAUAUUGCCAUGAAGAAAUCUCUCUGUACAAUGAAAAGACUUUGCAAGUGAAUAU
This is a messenger RNA of Poecile atricapillus (Black-capped chickadee), 4045 nucleotides long. RefSeq lists its product as uncharacterized. Gene Ontology annotation, cellular component: membrane. The record is from RefSeq and is a predicted model, not a curated record. Bases 369 to 1385 code for a protein of 338 amino acids. The transcript is spliced from 2 exons. Lineage: Eukaryota; Metazoa; Chordata; Aves; Passeriformes; Paridae.